CAGCGUGCAUGUAGUUGCAGUGUCAUUGUGCGAGCUGUUUAAAUGAAGUUCGGUGACGGUGUAGCUAGCAAGCUAGCUAGUCAGAAACCUUUCGUAGCCAACUGCACCAGACAGCGAAUUCGCGCCCCGGCGACUGGAAUUGGAGAUUAACAAACAAAACUGCCUAAAAUAUGCCUGUGUUUUCAGUGAAUGUGAAAUGGGGAAAGGAGAAGUUUGACGCCAUAGAGCUGAACACAGAAGAACCUCCCAUGGUCUUCAAGGCUCAGCUCUUUGCCUUGACAGGGGUACAACCAGAAAGACAGAAGGUUAUGGUCAAGGGAGGCACACUCAAGGAUGAUGACUGGGGAAACAUCAAAUUGAAGAAUGGGAUGACUCUGUUGAUGAUGGGCUCAGCAGAGGCCCUGCCCGAGGAGCCUGCAGUCAGGCCCAUGUUUGUAGAGGACAUGACUGAAGACCAGCUGGCCUCAGCCAUGGAGAUGCCUUGCGGACUGACCAACCUGGGCAACACCUGCUAUAUGAACGCUACAGUGCAGUGUCUUCGCUCCGUGCCAGAGCUCAAAGGAGCCCUCAGAAGGUAUGCAGGUGCUCUGCGGUCCUCAGGGGCCAAUGCACCAUCACAGUACAUCACAGCAGCCCUCCGUGACCUCUACGAGACCAUGGACAAGACUUCCUCCAGCAUACCCCCCAUCAUCCUGCUGCAGUUUCUGCACAUGGCCUUCCCCCAGUUCGCUGAGAAGGGAGACCAGGGACAGUACCUCCAGCAGGAUGCCAACGAGUGCUGGUUGCAGAUGAUGAGGGUCCUUCAGCAGAAGUUGGAAGCACAAGACUCAGAAACUCCCAUGGAGACUGAGAGUGAAGCUGACAAGAAGAACUUCAUUGACCAGUAUUUUGGAGUGGAGUACGAAACCACUAUGAAAUGUACAGAGUCUGAGGAGGAGGAGCCAGCCAAAGGUAAAGAGAGCCAGCUCCAGCUCAGCUGUUUCAUCAACCAGGAGGUCAAGUACCUGGCCACCGGCCUCAGGCUGAGACUGCAGGAAGAAAUCACCAAGCUAUCUCCAUCUUUGCAAAGAAAUGCCAUGUACAUAAAAUCUUCUAAAGUCAGCCGCCUCCCUGCCUACCUAACCAUUCAGAUGGUUAGAUUUUUCUACAAAGAGAAGGAGUCUGUCAAUGCCAAAGUCUUAAAGGAUGUCAAGUUCCCGCUGAUGCUGGAUGUGUAUGAGCUGUGUACCUCAGCUCUGCAGGAGAAGAUGGUGGCCGUUAGGUCAAAGUUCAAGGAGAUUGAGGACAAGAACCUGGAGAAACAGACGCAGAAGGUGGAGAAGAAAGUGGAAGACAAGCCGAAAGAAGUGAAAUAUGAGCCCUUUUCAUUCGAUGAUGACCUGGGCUCUAACAACAGUGGUUACUACGACCUGCAGGGAGUGCUGACACACCAGGGCAGAUCCAGCUCCUCCGGACACUACGUCGCCUGGGUCAAGAGGAAAGAAGAUGAGUGGGUGAAGUUUGACGACGACAAGGUGAGCGUGGUGUCUCCAGAGGAUAUACUGAGGCUGUCCGGUGGAGGAGACUGGCACAUAGCCUACGUCCUACUGUACGGACCCCGACGACUGGAAAUACUUGAAGAGCAACAGUAACCAACCUAAACGCAAAUAAAUGAAAUCUAGCCAACCAACACACAAAUGCCAUUUCCAAGCUGUCUACUUUGCGUAGAUGUGCAAUAAAUUCUGGGUGUCUAUAAAAAUGGAUGACCUUAAUUUUUAGUUUUUGUAACUUCUUCACACAGAUGCUUGUAAACCCAUCCUGCAUCAACAUGAGUGGAGGUAGUUUAUCUAUCAAAGGAAGGUUUUUAAUUGUUUAUUAUUAUUAUAGAGAGACAGGCAAUCUCUGGACUGGAUCCUUGAGAGGUUUUGAGAGAUUUAGUUCUGCAGUUUAAUUAUAUGUUUUAUACAUAUUGUAUAUUUUGUAAAGCCUUGAACAAGGUGCUUAUGUCAUAGUACUUGUCUGUAGUCAUAUCUAAUCAGCUUGUACAGAAAUAAAGUCUUUGGCCAAGCUAUAUUGUUUCAAGGUGUCUUUCGAAAUACCCUGAACCUUUCAUUCAUAUAACAUGUAUUGGAGACCCCCCCAACUAUUGCUUACUGGGAAACAUUUACAAGACAUGGUUUUGUCUUACACAUUGCUUUUGUCCUUGUAGUUGGGGUUAUUUCUCAUCAUACGAGCGGUUCAAUGUCUCUGCUCUGAUACUGUAUGACUAUAACGCUUCACUCUCUCAUACAUGCAGUCAUUAUCUUGACCACCACCCUGCCAACUAUGUGUAAGACCUACGACGGUCUCUGUAAUAAGUUAUUGACUGAUGGCUUUUCAUAAAUGGUGAAAGUAAACCGUUAUACCAAA
Molecule: messenger RNA, 2388 nt
Organism: Coregonus clupeaformis (lake whitefish)
Lineage: Eukaryota; Metazoa; Chordata; Actinopteri; Salmoniformes; Salmonidae
Product: ubiquitin carboxyl-terminal hydrolase 14-like
Exons: 16
Coding region: 171-1631 (486 amino acids)
Biological process (GO): proteasome-mediated ubiquitin-dependent protein catabolic process; protein deubiquitination; regulation of proteasomal protein catabolic process
Molecular function (GO): protein binding; cysteine-type deubiquitinase activity; proteasome binding
Source: RefSeq, a predicted model, not a curated record